AUGACUAUGCUUCUUGAUAGCGGUCCGCAGUUUGCAUCGUUAGGAGUGGGGGGUUUCGGGACACCACGGCACCACGAAAUCGGGAACAGAGACCCGAGUCUGGGACUGAAUCCCUUCAGUGAUUCCCCCCACUCCGCAGCUUUCAAAAUCAGCCCCGUGGCUCACGAUAUCGCCUCCAGCCAAACAUCAGCGUUCACCCCGCAAGCCACUGGAUAUGCAGCUGCCCUGGGACACUCUCACAGCGGGCAGGUGGGUUCGUACGGUGGGGGAGCGUUCAAUUCAACACGGGACUUUCUCUUCCGGAACCGGAGUGUUGGAGAGACCACAGCGCCGAGCGCCCAGCAUGGGAUCUUUGCAGCUUCGGCGGGGAGCCUCCACGGGCCGCCCGGGAUCACCGAUAACCCCGGACAUCUGUUGUUUCCAGGACUUCACGACCAGGGGGUGAGCCACACUUCACCGAGUGGACAUGUAGUUAACAGCCAAAUGCAUCUUGGCUUACGCGGGGACAUUUUCGGAAGACCUGAUCCUUAUCGUCCGGUCGCAAGCCCUCGGACGGACCCCUACGCGGCUCAGCUCCACAACUACAACCAUCCUAUCAAUAUGAACAUGGGGAUGAAUGUGCCGACACACCACGGUCCAGGAGCCUUCUUUAGAUACAUGAGGCAGCCGAUUAAACAAGAAUUAUCCUGCAAAUGGAUAGACGAGAACCAGAUGAACAGACCCAAAAAGACUUGCGACAGGACUUUCAGCACCAUGCACGAGAUGGUUACUCAUGUGUCCAUGGAGCAUGUCGGCGGCCCCGAGCAGAGCAACCACGUCUGUUUCUGGGAGGACUGCCCGAGAGAAGGGAAAUCUUUUAAGGCCAAGUACAAACUCGUCAACCACAUCCGUGUGCACACGGGCGAGAAACCGUUCCCAUGCCCGUUCCCCGGAUGUGGGAAAAUAUUCGCCAGAUCGGAAAAUUUGAAAAUCCACAAAAGAACGCAUACAGGUGAGAAGCCGUUUAAGUGUGAAUUUGAUGGCUGUGACAGACGCUUCGCCAACAGCAGCGACAGGAAAAAGCACAUGCAUGUGCACACAUCAGACAAGCCAUACAUCUGCAAAGUGUGCGACAAGUCAUACACACACCCCAGCUCUCUCAGGAAACACAUGAAGGUAAUUAACGUACAUGAGUCUCAAGGAUCCGAAUCGUCUCCAGCAGCAAGCUCUGGAUACGAAUCGUCCACACCGCCAGUGCUGGUCUCAGCCAGUACUGAAGACCCGACAAAAACACCGCCGUCAGCCGUGCAAAACACGUCUGGUCACAGCGAAGGACUGGCACCCAACUUUAAUGAAUGGUACGUUUGA
Messenger RNA from Toxotes jaculatrix (banded archerfish), 1347 nucleotides. It is a transcript of the gene zic3, whose product is annotated as zic family member 3 heterotaxy 1 (odd-paired homolog, Drosophila). Lineage: Eukaryota; Metazoa; Chordata; Actinopteri; Toxotidae. The transcript has 3 exons. The record is from RefSeq and is a predicted model, not a curated record. Gene Ontology annotation, cellular component: nucleus. Gene Ontology annotation, biological process: central nervous system development; regulation of transcription by RNA polymerase II. Gene Ontology annotation, molecular function: DNA-binding transcription factor activity, RNA polymerase II-specific; RNA polymerase II cis-regulatory region sequence-specific DNA binding. Bases 1 to 1347 code for a protein of 448 amino acids.